Drosophila sechellia is the source of this 11810-nucleotide messenger RNA. RefSeq names its product CDC like kinase darkener of apricot (gene Doa). The transcript is spliced from 11 exons. Bases 4645 to 10761 code for a protein of 2038 amino acids. The record is from RefSeq and is a predicted model, not a curated record. Gene Ontology annotation, molecular function: protein serine/threonine kinase activity; ATP binding. NCBI's taxonomy places the organism in Eukaryota, Metazoa, Arthropoda, Insecta, Diptera, Drosophilidae. Gene Ontology annotation, biological process: regulation of RNA splicing; protein phosphorylation. Gene Ontology annotation, cellular component: nucleus.
AAAACCCAAAGAAAAUUAACAAACUGAAAACGAAAGCUAAAAGCAAAACAAAAUGUUAAAAGAACAAACUAGGCGGACAGAUAGAUAAUACGAACACAUCGGACCGAUCUCAUUUAACCACCACCUGCGUUUCCCAAUCCUUGUGCUGCAUUGCCAAAAGCUGCGCCGUCCGUCUGAUCAGUGCUAGAAGAUCGUUUCCAUCGACUCCCCCAUCAUGCUGUUCUUCAAGCGGUAUCUUGAGAAGUCCCAGCAGGUGGCCGAUCACUUCGAGAGCUCCCAGAUUCCGUGCUACAUCAAGAUGCGUGAUCUGCCGGCGCCACCGGUCGUGGAUCACUGUCGCGAUCUGAUCCUGUCCAGCUGUUCACUGCGUUUUAUGCCGUACACGGAUGAUUGGAUAGUCGUUGAGUACUUUGCCGAUCACGACAGCGAUUAUCUAGUAAGCAUGUAUGUUGUGCUAUCAAUCGAACCCAUCCACCUCCUUCCCCUUCUUCUCCUCCUCACUAACCUAUCGUUCCUUACUUUUGUGUGCGUCUUGCAGUACACCCGAUUCUCGAGUGGAUCGGUGAAGUGAUCAGCGCGCUAUCAUCGCUCUCUACUUUCUUAUCUAUGCGGCGUUGAGUUGAGCUAAAUUUGUCAUUAGAUGUGUCACAUUGCUCUGGUUCUUGGUCUUCUGGUACAGUGAUUACAUGGGAAAGUCACUGUAAUCAGUUCAACUGAAUAUGGAAAUGAAUGUUUCAGGGCUCCAAGAGGCCGAUCACUUGAGAGCUCGGUGAGUAGCAUGAGUUGAUAAGAUAGUACUUGGAACAAAGUAACUUUGUUGGGCAAGGCCUUUAAACUGUGUCGAAAUUCAGAAACUUAAAUAGAGUAUGGGGAAAUUUGGAUGUUACAUAAUUACAAAUAAAUAUUGGUUUGGUUUGGAUUCAAGUGUAGGUUGGCAAAACCAUUUGAAAACAGUAGCUACUUUAAAUAUAAUCAAAAUUUUAGGAGGUUAUCAGAAGCUUAGUGCGGAAACGCGGUUUGAGCUGUAGUCAUCAGCAAUAAAAUGGUACUUAAAUAGAGCAGUUAAGCGAAACCUUGGCCAUAUUCAUGUGGAAAUUAAGCAAUUUCUAUGCGAUCUUCAUGGCAUCUCGCAGUAUGAAAAACAGCUCUCAAUUAAACGAGAACUUUAUAGUUCCCAUUCACUGUUGGUGGUUCUUUAUAGCUACCCCUGUGCCCAACACUCCCCGCUGUUCUAGUUAUUUUCGUUCAAUUGAUCAUUUGACAUUAACUCGUUGACGGCGGCCAGAGUUUUCUUUGCUGCUCUGAGAUGUGAUGAGAUAUUGCUACUGCUGCUGCGGAAGAUGCGGACUGCUCCUCGCCAGCAUUGCCAGUUGCCCAUGUCGCCGCCAAUUAAGUGGGCUGAGUAACUCGCAUAGAAUUCCCUCCGCGUCAUCGUUCAGUCGCCAAGCCGCCAAGAUUCAGUAUUUUAAGCAGUUGGAGCAGCAGCUCAUCAUCCGGAAUGGGGCGAAUGGCUGUGGCCUGGAAACAUAUCUGGAGGAGGAUGCUUCACCCGGUGCCAUUACCCGCUGCCUGCUGCUAAAGCGGCAACGUAACCACUUUGAUCUUGUGGCCCUCUGCGAUAUGCCCGUGGAUAAGUACUCCGGCGACAAUUGGAUCAUCGAGGAGUAUUUUGUGGACCACAAUGACGACUAUCUAGUGAGUCAUCGAAUCACAGAUUGUCGGCGAAUAUCUUUCGUUUUCUCGUGUUGCAUUGUCAGCCCUACUAUUCUAUAGAAACACAUUUACUAUAUUCAAAAUAGUGUGGAAAAAGAAUAUGUACAGUAAUUGUAAUCCUAACAAAUUCCCUGCGGUGUGUUAAACAAAACUGUUAGUUAUAAUCUGUAUAUGUGAUAUACAUAUGUACACAUGUCGAUUCAAGUCAAAUGGUCGUCCAUAUAUUAUUCGAAUUUCUGCGAACACUAAAGUUAAAUCUUCUGGAAAUUUUGGCAUGAUUUAUUGGCAAUGCUACUGCUUUGACCGCCGCUAUAUACACCGAUUUUACACGGUGCCCACUCACUCUCCCUGUCUAUAUCCCCCCAAAUACACACAUGUUUAUCGGCUCCCGAGAGCGACGCCUUGGGGAUUCCUCUCCGCACUGUGCGCAUGUUCCUCUAAAGCGCCCAUGGCCCAUGCCGCACAGCUGAUGCUUCUUGCUCGGAGAUGCGCGCGCAGCUUCAUCCGGCGGAAAAGCAUCUACUUGCCAUUUGCUCCGUGGCCAUUGGAAAAUUAUAAAUACACGCGCCGCCGAAAGUCUGCGCUCUUCUCAGCUGCGGCCAGUUUUCGGCUGAGAAUUUUCAAAUUCGAGGAAACCGAAACAGAUUGAAAUCUACGUUUGUUGGCUGUGUGUCGCCGCCACUGCUGCCAUAUAAACCAUAUAAACUACAUAUUGUCGUCGCUCCGUCUUCGUCGUGUAACGGUACGGGUACCACGAGGAUCCCCCGCACACUCGCUGUCUCUCUCUAUCCGGCCAGAUCCGCCCGAUCUCUAUAUCGAUCGUCUCCUUUCGCGCACUUUGUUUAUCGAUAUAUGUGUGUGUGUGUGCCUGUGGUGUGUGUGCGUUUCUUGUGUUUUUGAACCUUCCUUUUCCUUUUGUAGUUGGCUGAGAAAAACCAAAUAAUCGAAUAGUACAAUAAUUAGAGCUACAUACGGGGCGUAUGUGCAAUAUAGAAACGCAUUUCGGAACGAUAGGAUAGGUAGAACAAUUGCUGGGAACCGUGACAUAAUCAAGCGCAAGAACAAAAAACAACCCAAAACUUAGAACAUUUAAGUGUUUUAAAAAUAAAACAGUAGCAGAGCGGCAAGAACAAAAUUGUUUAACACUGAGUGUUAAAAAGUGCGCGAUAUUCAUCGGACUGUAUUUGUUUAAACAAAACGCGAUGCAAGAUACCAGAGCCAAACUGUUUUAUUGACCCCCCGCCAAAGGUGGCGAGUGUAUAAUUCGGAAUAAUAUCAAGUGGGAUACCAUCCAGCCUCAUGAGCAGCUGUGAAACGUCCAAAACGCUGAUAGUGAACUUUGCACUUCUCCACCAAGUUUGCAAUUAGCGAGGCGAAAGAUACUUUUAAUAGAAAUAGCGGAUGGGGAUGGAGGAGACUAAAGCAACAUUCACUCAAUCGAAUACACAGAUAGAAAUGAAGAUAGUUUAAGAUUAUUUUGGAACUAUGGAACUUCGAACCUUAUUUCUUUGUAAACCAUGUUCCAAAGUUAAGGGUCAACAAGUAAAAACAGUUUAGUUACUAUUGUGCUUAGAUAAUAUGGUGAAUAUUUUUUCUGUGUACUCUGAGAUGAAGGCGAAGAAGACAACGCAGCGGCCAAGCAAAUCAAAACAAAAACUCAAAACUAACAAAUGGAGCACACACGUGUGUGUCCGUUAGUGUGUGUGCCACAUAGAUACAAACUAUCUAUAUGUGCGCCACAGAUCGGCGGGAUUAUUCAUCAGGCUGCCACAUCAUCAUCAUGUUGAUCUCCGCCGCUCCGGCGUCUCCUUCCGCUGCCCUCCAUCCUCCACUUUCCGCUUAGCUGGCGUUUUCUAUAAUAUUCGAAAGCUAUUUUCGUAAGGCUUGCAUUUAUAUUUAGUUGCCACAACAAACUUAUAGCAAAAAUCCAAGACACAAACUUGUACAUAAUUAAAUUUUGGCCAUAUGAUGAUGCCAACCAAAAUAAAAGUCAAUUGGGGUGGAAAACUUUUCCCCCUUAGAUUUUCCAACUCGAGUGUGUGUGCUUUCGGUACAGUGAAAGCUAUGCCAGAGCUCAGCAAAGAUUAGAAAAUUAAUGAAAACUCAAAGCGAAUUACAAAAUCCAAUCAGUCGAAUGUAAUUAUCAGAGAUCAGAGAUGCAUCUUCUAAAUGAAAGCUGUCAGUUCAAUUUGCAUGGCUGACCGAGGUUUCACUGUACUGGCACUACCGUCACACGUACUGUGUACUAGGUAUACCGUCGUCCAUUUGUUAAAAAUAAAAACAGAUUUCGAACCGAACGCAGAAUGGCAGGGAAAGAUGCCCAAUGAACCCCACCGAGAUAUCACCCAUAGGCCAAAACGAUCUCUCCAGGGAUAUUCACACAUCGCAAUAGAUCUAGGGCAAGGUGCAGGUCUUUUGGCUACAAUCGCAAAGGGGUAGGGGGUUUGCUUUUUGAUGAGGCGGCGCCGCGAUCAAUGAGCUCAUUGCUUUUUACGAUUUGUAAUUUGUAUAUGCCUCUGCUCUAUAUACCAAAACAAAUUGGGGGUGCUGUACAUGCUUGUACCCACAUAUAUGUCGGAUGUAUAUGGGCGCCAAAAAGAAACAGUCUUUGGUCGAACGGCGACCAUUGAUACAAUUAGUAAGUCAAGUCGUCGGGCAUUUGCCAAAAUGCCAAUGAGACAUUGACAUUGAGCGUGCGAUCGAUUGUUCCGAUCCGAUCUGAUCCGAAUAGAACCAAUACGAAAUAAUCCGAUGUUGCGCAGGUUUCCUUUGGGGCCAACAUUGGCAGCCUCGCGAGUCUUGCCCAGCUAGUCGAACCCAACGCAAUUCGUGGGAGCCGCCAGUGCAAUAUUAGAUAAUCGAGUAAUUUUUCCUCUUGGGAUCCAGAAAGAAAACUGACAAUCAACCGGAGAGUUCACCACACCCCUUGGAAUGUCCAACGAACUUAGCGAACUGAUCGCCCUUGGCUGUCCAGACCUCGCGGCACAAAAGCCGCAGGGCGGUAGCACCCAGGUGGAGUUGAUCCUCAACACUGAGCGCCGCCUGAGCAUAAAGCAGAUGACGGCCACGGAUUUGGCCACUCUAAGGGCAACAGCAGCCGCGGAAGCGGAGGCCAGAUCUCGAGCGCAAGCGGAGGCGGAAGCUCGAGCAAUUGCCCAGGAACAGUUGCGCCAAGCCCGCGAGGCCGAGUCCAAGGCCAGAGCACGUGCUGCCCUCGAGGUGCAGGCCCAGCUGCAGAGGGUGAUGGAGAGCGAGAAACGCAGGCAACAGGAAGAGGAGGAAAGGCGCAGCAGGCAACAAGCAGAGGAGGAGCAGGAGGAUGAUGAAGACGAGGAUGAGGAAGAGGAACUGACCAAGGGUUCCCUUCCAGCCAAUUCAGGUCCAAGGGAACGCAUUGCUUCGCUACCCAGCAACAUAGAUGAUGCCAUGGAGAUGCACCUUCUCAGCGUUUCGCAGCCGAAGGCCUCUUCCAAAGAUGACUCACCGCCUAAGAAGAGUACCUCUCACAUAGCGGACUCAAUUGAGCUGCUGAGAAUGCAGCGAGCUGCUCGGGAUGCCCGAUCCCACAAUUGCAGUCGAGAGCGGUCAAUUUCUCCUGAUCGUAAUCGCGAAAGGAGCGCUGCUCCAGAUCGCCUCCAGAGUUCUGUUAGCAUGAGCAGUUUGGACUCGGCCAGUGCAUCGGCAUCCAGACAACCCAGCAAGGCAGGCAGUCGACGUGGUAGCACUACGAGUACCACCGGUGUGGAGCCUCCACUUAUGGCAGCACCUCCACAGCCUACCAAAUUUCCACUCACUAAGACGGUGUCAGCGCCCAACAUGGACCGCCGGCGGAGCAGUCUGACAUCGCUCUUCCCUGGGCCAUCGCCAUUGGUGGCACCCGAACCAUCUCUGCACACCAAUCCCGAUCCAAGGGUUCAAGAACAGAUUGAAGAGGAUCGUCGUCGCCGGCGAAUGGACGAUGGUUACCGUGACAUACCCAGCGGAAAAAUGGUGCAUCGAACGAAGACACCGCCACCAGUGGGCACUAACCUUGGAGUGAGCCUCAAGCGGGUGACAGCGCCCAGUGGAUCGAUAACCAUCAAGCCCAAGGAGUCGCCCAUGCUGGGAGUCGUACUGCGUAGAGUGGAGAAGAAAACUGUACCGCAAAAGAGCAUUCUGGACGACGAUAAACCACUGUACCACUUCUCCAUUGUGCGCAGCGACCACAAGGAACACGUGCCUGCUCAGAAACCAAAACCCAAGCCUGCUCCUCCAGCUGCUAAACCAAGUCCCGGUGGCAUCCUCACUGGACCCCAAGUAAUUCGAAAUGCUCCUAAGCAACCUGUGCCCGCAAAGCCACAGCGUCCUAUGCCCGGCGUUCCCAUCACUAUCACAAAGAUCGAGGGCGACAAGAUUAUCAUCAUCAAGAAGAUCAUUGUGCCUAAGAACAGUAAGAUACCGGAGCAGUAUCUGCAGAUGAGUGAAGAUGCCGGCAAGCCAGCAAUUACAGUGCCCUCAGCGGUAUCCCCCUCCGCAGCCGCAUCACCAAGCCUAAGAACAAAAGAGGAAUCCCAGCCAGCUAUGCAGAAACCUACGCCGCCGCCGGCCAUUGGCCAGCAGUUCUUUCAGGUGGUCUCCCCGCAGUUCGCCUCUGUGCUAUCAUCCAGCAUCCCGGAGAGCAAGUGUGCGGUGCGUUCUCCGAUAUCCUCCCCACUAGCAAUCCGGAAGUGUCGUCCACCUUUGCUGCCGGCGAGUCCAAAGUCCACUCCUCCACUACCGAGAAAACAUCACCCUCUGGCUUACAACGCGGCAACGGGAACAAUCAGCAGUGCCUCUGGAGCAGCGUUGCCUUCCCGGUUAAUGACCACCAUUGCCUCCAGCCCGGCUUCUAGUAUAUCGCUGUCCUCCUGUAGUUCACCUUCAUCAUCUCCACCACCGCCAGUACCAUGUCGAGCUCCUAAGAAUGCCAGUAGACCUGUUGCUGCGCCUGCUGCCCCACCUCCAUCCACCUCGAACGAAAUCAGUUUGGACAAGUUGCUGCAACAGCAGCAGGAGCUAGAGGAGAAAUCCGCGGCAGCCACAAACAGCGCAAAAAUGGAUGCAAACUUCUACGAUGCCGAGAUUGAGAUGAUGAACAAGUAUCUUAAGAGCCUGCCUGACUACAGCGAACUGGACAGAAAGCUGCACCAGGAGUUCCAGGAGUGCGAGGAUCUCUAUGACAAGAUCAAGCGUCAGCAGCAGCCGCUGGCCAAGUCCAAUUCGCAGCAAUCGGUCACGAAGGCAGUAGGACCAGGAGUGCCUGCGAUCUCCUCCGGCUUAUCCAAGUCUUCUUCAAUUAACUUCGCCCAGAAUCCCAGCAGUCGUGGAGCUGCUCCGCGUUUGGCCUAUCCCUCGAUAUUUUCCCAGGCUGCAGGCGAACCCAAGCUGCAGCGCAGCAUUUCAAGUUCUAAUAUGCCAAUAAGUGCACCUACUCCAAUGCGCCCGCUGCCCACCAAGAAUGGCCUGCAAAGUGGCUCCAAUCUGUCCCUUAACAAACAGUUGAUGAACGAAUUCUGGAGCGAGAAUCUCACCAGUUCUCAAAAGCGGCAAACGCCUAAGCGAACCUUUUGGAACUACGAGAAGAUCUGUGGUGCCCAGUUGGGCGAUGCAGGACAACCCUUUAAGGUGGAUGCAAAGACUGCCAAGAAAUUGGCUAUAUUUGAUCCCACAGUUGCGGAGGCCGCUCAGAAGGAGUUGCAACGACCUCAGCAGUCACAGGUGCCACAAAGUCAGCCGCACAGACUGCAGAAGAAUGCCUCUUUGUCGCACCUGGACCUCAAGGUGCGUCAGGCGGUGACCAAGGACGAUCUCUAUAAGCUGAUCUGCAACGAGCAAUCUCCGUUGGCAGGAUCGAAUUUUGUGAGUAGAGUCCCGGUGAAGCAGCAAUUUCCAGCACAGCAGCAACAGGUGCUUCCAAAGAGCAUGUCCAUGACGCAUGUGCCGGGUGGUGGUCAACCCAUGGGAGCUCCAUUGCUGCGAACUUCUAGUCGCACUCAUAUACCCUGCUACAUGAAGAAUCUACCCUCUUUGAGCAGGAGCACAUCAAACUCUGCAAUACUCAUUACCCAACCGCGAAAGGAACCUCCACCAAAGGAACCUCUGAAAGCUCCAGCACCACUUCCUGCCAUAGCUGAUGCUGCACCGACUGUGGGCAAGCCAAGUGGCGUCCUAAAGAGCUCCAGCAGUUCCUGUGUCCCCUCACCGCGUUGUGCCGCUGCCUUCUUUCGCCGACCUCAAGAAUCUAACAAUCCUCAGCAGCAACAUCACCAGCCACUUCAGAAACCGCAGCAAGUGGCGCCCAUCGAGGAAUCCGGACCUGGUGAUUCCGCAUCUCUGGAACGAAAAUCGGAGAAGAGCAAUAGCACGUUAAGCACAAGCAGCUUUACGGUGACCAACUGUUGCACAACCCACCUGCCGCAGCUCUCCAAGUUCACCUCAUCGUUCCAUAUUGCCCCCAACACAGCAACAACCACAGCCGCUACAGCAACACCGACCCCAACAGCAGCUGCAACAACAAGCGAUCAGCAGCAGCAAAGUGGCGGAGCAGCGGCCAUGGUGGCUGCCAACUUGGAGGUGCCAACAUCGUCAUCGUCUUCAGCGGCCACAAAGCGCCAGAAAGAUGUUGACAACAAGCUAGAAAAAUGCUUGAACGACAUGCUAAAGUUGAAGACCAGCAGCAACAGCAACAACACUAGUAACAGCAAUAAUAAUGCAAUCAUGUCGCAGUCGCUGACGGGCGAGCACAAAGACCCGAAGACUGCACUCGAAGGCCCCACGAGCAGCAGCAGUAGCAAGUACGUAGGUGAAUCUCAGAUCCCCGUGCCAGUUCAGCUGUACGAUCCGCAGAAGCCGUUGCUGCAGCAACAGCAGAAGCAACAAAGGCUCUGCUAUCCCAUAGGCAAAUCUAACUCUACCUCUCAGCUGCCCAUGGGCGGCUAUCAGCGAUUGCUGCAACAGCAGCAGCAGCAGCAGCAACAACAUCACCAACAGCAACAUCAAGAACAGCAGCAGUAUCCGCAGCACAAGCGACCCUUCCUCAACUGGAAUAGCUUUGCAUGUUCCGCCAUGAACGGAGCGAGUGAUCCCUUUAUGCAGCAGCAACACAUGCCUGCCCACCAGCAACAUCUGCCACAUAAGCUGCAGCAAUCAUACUCCUCGUCGCAUGUGCCGAAACAGGCGCCCAAAUCAGGACUGGCCAUGUUUCUGCAGAAUAACACCAACAAGGAGAACAAGUUUGGCCAGCCGAUGCAGCAGCAGCCACCCGGCAUGAUGCCCCAGAUGUACGGAUACCAGGCGCCCCAGCAGCAAUCCAAGAUGGGCUAUCCCCGCACCGGUGCCCCACUGACGCACUCGGCCUCCUUCAGCUCCGCCCAAAGGCCGACGGCCCUGCAGUUCCACCAGCAACAUCAGCAGCAGCAGCAACAGCAGCAACACCCCCAGCAGCAACAACAGCAGCAUUCCAGCUUUGGGCUGGGCAUGAUGAGUAGGAAUUACUAUAAUGUGCCCAAGCAGCCAGAGCGCAAGCCGCUGCAGACCUUCGAUCCGUAUGCCUAUCCCAAGCCGAAUCAGAUGCAGCCGGUCAAGUACCAGCAGCAGCAGCAGCAACCGCAUCCGCAUACGCAGUUUCUGAAUGUUUCCGCUGCAGGAGGCGGCGGCGGUGCCGCUGGGCUUCAAUACGAUCCAAAUACAAAUAUGCAAUUGUUUUACGCGUCGCCACCGUCAUCGUCAUCGAACAAGCAACCGCAGCAACCGCAACAGCAACAGCAGCAGCAGUCGCAGCUACAACAAAGCAAUUCUGUCAUAUUCAAUCACUCAGGCCAGCAACACCAACCACAUCAACAGCAGCAGAAUGAAAUGUCCAAGUCCGCAUUGGGGCUGCACUUCAUCGAGACAGCAAAGCCCGUCAUUCAAGAUGAUGCUGAUGGUCACUUAAUUUACCACACCGGAGACAUUCUCCAUCACAGAUAUAAGAUCAUGGCCACACUGGGCGAGGGAACUUUUGGACGUGUGGUCAAGGUCAAAGAUAUGGAGCGUGAUUACUGUAUGGCUUUAAAGAUUAUAAAGAACGUGGAAAAGUACCGCGAAGCUGCCAAGCUGGAGAUAAAUGCUUUGGAAAAGAUUGCCCAAAAGGAUCCGCAUUGUGAUCAUUUGUGCGUGAAAAUGAUUGACUGGUUUGAUUAUCAUGGACACAUGUGUAUAGUUUUUGAAAUGUUGGGGCUCAGUGUUUUCGAUUUUUUGCGAGAGAACAACUAUGAGCCAUACCCGCUGGACCAAGUGCGCCAUAUGGCCUAUCAAUUAUGCUACUCUGUGAAAUUUCUACAUGACAAUCGUUUAACGCACACAGAUCUCAAGCCGGAGAACAUUCUCUUCGUCGACUCGGAUUAUACUUCUCACUAUAAUCAUAAGAUUAACCGCGAGGUGCGCCGCGUCAAGAACACGGACGUUCGCCUAAUCGACUUCGGGUCGGCCACCUUCGACCACGAGCACCACAGCACAAUUGUCUCGACGCGACAUUACCGCGCGCCUGAGGUCAUACUGGAGCUGGGGUGGUCACAGCCGUGUGACGUUUGGUCCAUUGGGUGCAUCUUGUUCGAACUGUAUCUGGGAAUCACGCUCUUCCAAACGCACGACAAUCGCGAGCACCUGGCCAUGAUGGAGCGAAUCUUGGGACAAAUACCAUAUCGCAUGGCACGAAAUCAUACUCUUUAUAGCAAAACCAAAACAAAGUACUUCUAUCAUGGUAAGUUGGAUUGGGAUGAGAAGUCCAGUGCGGGUCGCUACGUCCGUGAUCACUGCAAGCCGUUGUUCCUGUGCCAGCUGAGCGACAGCGAGGACCACUGUGAGCUCUUCAGUCUGAUCAAGAAGAUGUUGGAGUACGAGCCCUCGUCACGCAUCACGUUAGGUGAGGCCCUGCAUCAUCCGUUCUUCGAUAGGCUGCCACCGCACCAUCGAGUGGGUGAGGUCAGCAACAAGCAGCCCCUUUCGUCGGGCAGCAGCAGCCGCGAACGGUCGCAUAGCCUCUCCAGAUGAGAAUUACAGCGAUUUGGUUAUUGUUGACAGACAGCGCUAAUUAAGCACUCACUCAUACAAACAUACACUCAAGGCAGUCGUCCAGCAACGUCUUGCACCCGCCUCGUAGAGUAGGCCACCAACUUUACGAUGAACCCUAUUUUAAGAGCAAAAGUCUUUUAUUUUAAAUUUUUGAACUUGACUUGUAUAGAUGUUUAUUAUACAAAAAUCCAUUGAUCCCUUUUGAUCCUUUGUUUCCAAAAUACUUCGUGCACAUGUUGCUGUGCAUUAUAUUUAGAGCUGUGUAGCGCCUUGUUGCGCUUGUGCAUUGUACCAUACCCGCCAACAGUGUUUUGUUCUGUAAUGAUAACCAAAUCGUGUAUAAUACUGAAAGUGCGGUGCGUCUUCCCGACACCAGAACCUAAUUGUAAAUGUCUUGCAUUGUGCACACCACACCCUAAGGUGGAGGAGAAUAAUUGAACCGACUGCAAACCGAUAAUUGGAAUAUACAAAUGUAGUUGUAAAAUAAGAAAGUCGCUUAAGCGCUAGUUGAAAUGCAUCCCCAUAUGUACACCUGUCACUGAACCGGGAGCCGACUAAUUUGUAAUUAAUGCACCAUUUCGAGAGCGUGAACUGUACGCUAAUGCAAGCCAUUAUGUACACCGCCCACGAAUGUACGGAUACUUGUAAAUGUAAAGAGCAAUUGUUAUGCCACCCUGUGUACACUUCAGCGAUCGCAGCGCAUUUUGUGUAAAUUCAGUAGCAGCCCCCAGAGUCAUCUCUCUUAGAAUACGUUUUGAAAUGUGUAGAGCCGUUGCCGGCCUGUUUUGUUCGUUUUCGUUUACAACCGAAUAUCGAAAGAUCAACCCAUUUACACAUUGCUACACACAGAGUAUAAUUGAAUAUACUUAUACAUACUUAAUUCAAAUGAUUGUGAGUUAGUUUAAUAUUACAUAAAUAUUAAUUAUAAAUUACAUUAUUUGCAAUUUAACCCGAUCAACCAGCAUAUAAGAUAAAAACCAAUAUUGUCAAGUUAUUAAAAAGUGGAAUAAAUCUUAAAUAAAAAAGAA